AUGGGACCUGGUCGAAGAUCGCCCGAUCGCCCAGAAAGAGCUCGUGGUGUUAUCGUUUGGGCUCGAGCUCGGACCCCCCGUGCUCGAGCCGAUGAUCGACUCCUGGUCCAAACAGAUCGAAUUUCAGCGAUCUCAGUGGGGAAAGUCCCCCUGCCUGGCCCAAUCAGCUCCAAAAAGUCGGUGUGCUGCACUGGUCCUUCUGGCAGCAUGCACAUCAGGAAGAGGCUGCCAGAGGAAGAAGCAGCUGGAGCUGAAGCUGCAGAGCCUUCACGAGGCGGGAAACCUGCCAGAGAUGAGUCGAGUUUUAGAGCGGCACGCAGCAAAAUGAGGAAUGGUGGAGAAAUGCCUCAAAUGGUCUAUGCCAAGAAGGUGGCGGAAACGGAGUUACAGUACGACAAGAAGCUCGAGGAAGCGGAGGCUGAAGCUCAACGAUGGUUCAAGGAGAAGAAGGCAGCGGAGAUCACGACACUCAAGGCAGGGGUGACCAUCAUGCAGGCCUUCUUCGAGCAUCGGAAGCGGAAAUUCCUGCAGCAACUCGCAGAGGAUCGUGCCACCUGGCCCUCGUGCGAGAGCGACAACGCCAAGCAUGCUGAGAAUGAACGCCUGCGAGUGGAAAUGGCUGAGAGAGGAAUUGCAGCGGCAGAGGCUCAGAUGGUUGAGACCACAGAGGUUAGCACGAAGAAGGGAUUGCUCGGGAUUGCUUGCCAUGCUGUUUCAGUCCAAGUCUUCAACAUGUUCUUUUUCAACGUGCUUCAGCGAGUCGCUGAGCUUGAGGCCGCCCAGGCGAAAGAGCUCAAGGACUUGGAUGCGCUCCAGAGAGAAACCGAAGAACGGGCCUUUCGCGCCGAACGGGCGGUCAAGCUGGGCGACGCGGAGAUCUCUCGGUUACAAGAUGUGGAGAAGAGCCUCCGCUUUGAGAUCGAAGACUUGCGGGUCAGGCUACAAGAGUCGGAGCGUGCAGAAGAGCUGCACCGCGCCAAGGAAAAGGCCGAGUUCUUAGAGGAGGAGUUGCGCAAGACUCGAGAGCGCAUGAGGACGCAGAGGCACUUGGAAGCGGAAGAACUGCGAAGGGAGCUCAUGGACUAUGUGAAGUUCAUUGUGAAGAUUUUGCCUGAAGAGUGGCAGGAACGGCUGGGGCCGGAGAUUUGGCGGCAGGUCUCGAAGACUGAGCUUCAGGUGCCCAUGAUGAUCCAAGCCGCUGAAGCCAUGGCCGAGCCGCCCGACACACCAGCCCCACCGCCUCCAGAACUGGAACCGGCCACGCCUGCGUCAGGUCAUGAAACGGAUGCCUCUGAGGGCUCUGGCGAAACAUGAGGACGCGGUGUCUUCACCAGUCUUGGUAGGCAAGAUUUGGCA
Durusdinium trenchii is the source of this 1356-nucleotide messenger RNA. The record is from the annotation of a GenBank genome assembly. Lineage: Eukaryota; Dinophyceae; Suessiales; Symbiodiniaceae.